This is a messenger RNA of Stomoxys calcitrans (stable fly), 1124 nucleotides long. Its product is annotated as ficolin-2. The transcript is spliced from 7 exons. NCBI's taxonomy places the organism in Eukaryota, Metazoa, Arthropoda, Insecta, Diptera, Muscidae. The record is from RefSeq and is a predicted model, not a curated record. Bases 31 to 1053 code for a protein of 340 amino acids.
UGUGUGCGGUGAAACAUUCAAUGAAACAAAAUGAAAAUUUUAACUUGUCUACUUAUUUUGUAUGCAGCAGGACGCUCAACAUCAAUGGCGUUCGAUAACUCAAAUAUAAAUGAUCCCGAAGCCGAGGACAACAGUGAAGUUUUGUGGAAAGUGUUAUACACCAAACUGAAUGUUAUCAUGCAUGCAACGGGCAAGUUAGGUCAAAGCAUUUCGGAUUUGCAAAAAAGGCAGCAAGAUCAAGAGCAACGUACUAAGGACUUUUUGGAAAGUAUGAAUGCGGAUGUCAAAAAGUAUAUGGAUGAUAAUUUUGCGGAAUUACAAAAAACGCAAGUUGAGCAGGAAAGCAAACUUUUGGACAUUGCCCAAAAACUGGAUGAUUAUCAUAUGGAAUCCAAUCAAAGAUUCGAUGAUCUCACCUAUAGACAAAAUAACCAAGAAGAUUUAAUAUUGGCCAUCAACAAUCAAACUCAAAGUCAAUCCUGGACCACCAUUUUACAACGUUUGGAUGGUUCGGUUGAUUUCUAUCGCGAUUGGGAUCAAUACAAAGUGGGCUUUGGCAAUCCACCAAAUGGUGAAUUCUUUAUUGGCCUUGACAAGCUGCAUGAAUUGACCUCUGAAAGUCCCCAGGAGUUAAUGGUGGUGAUGCGUGAAUGGAGCGGUGAAAUGGUACAUGCUCACUAUGAUCUCUUCAAAAUUGCCGGAGAGAAAGAGAAAUAUGCCAUUACCUCUCUUGGCAAUUAUAAUGGUGAUGCUGAAGAUGCCCUGGACUAUCAUUUGGGUAUGGCUUUCUCAACCUAUGAUCAGGACAACGAUUUAUCUACGCGUAAUUGUGCCGAGUACUUUAAGGGUGCCUGGUGGUUUAGAUCAUGUUAUGCCAGCCAUCUGAAUGGUCCCUAUCGCUUGGAAGCUGCUGCCCAGCAGGCUGGUGUUAGCUGGGAUAAAUGGAAGAAAGACUAUUCGUUUCAAUAUGCGGUAAUGCAAAUAAGGCCCAAGACCUUCUGGAAACCAAUUCAAGUAACUGAAGAUGAUGAUAAUAACACCAACAACAAUUAAUUUUUGAAUAAAAAAACUAAAAAAAAAAAUUAAUAAAAAUCACAGCUUGUAAAAUUGAAAAUUUGCAUCGG